Cryptomeria japonica (Japanese cedar) is the source of this 1683-nucleotide messenger RNA. RefSeq names its product subtilisin-like protease SBT1.7. The transcript has 2 exons. NCBI's taxonomy places the organism in Eukaryota, Viridiplantae, Streptophyta, Pinopsida, Cupressales, Cupressaceae. The coding region runs from base 1 to 1683 and encodes 560 amino acids. Gene Ontology annotation, molecular function: serine-type endopeptidase activity. The record is from RefSeq and is a predicted model, not a curated record. Gene Ontology annotation, biological process: proteolysis.
AUGAUCGAUACGGGAAUAUGGCCUGAAAGCAAAAGCUUCAAAGAUGAAGGUUUGGGACCCGCUCCCACUGGAUGGAAAGGCGCGUGCGAAAUCGGGCGGCGCUUCGACUCCUCCAGCUGCAAUGGAAAAAUCAUUGGAGCUCGGUAUUUCUUUAAAGGCUACAAAUCGGAGAACCCGAGUCCUAUUAACGAAACUUUGGAAUACAAAUCUCCAAGAGAAAACGAUGGGCAUGGCACCCAUACAGCUUCGACCGUGGCUGGCGCCGCAGUUUCUGGGAUCAGUUACUUUGGAUUUGCCAACGGGACGGCCAGAGGGAUGGCCCCUCAAGCCAGGCUGGCCACCUACAAAGCCUGCUGGGAAGAUGGUUCCUAUGACACGGACACCGUUGCUGCCAUGGAACAAGCCGUUGCUGACGGCGUCGACAUCAUUUCUAUCUCAAUUGGCUCACCGGAUACGCCAUUUACCGAUGAUAACAGAGCUAUUGCAGCAUUUGGGGCCAUUGAAAAGGGUGUUUUCUUCUGUGCCUCGGCAGGAAACAGUGGGCCUUAUCCGUCUACUCUUGGUAACUUGGCGCCCUGGAUUACUACUGUGGGGGCGAGCAGCAUCGAUAGAGAUUUCCCUGCAUUUGUUGUUUUGGGCAACCGAGAGAUGUACAAAGGCACUUCCACCUACAGCCGACUAGAUGAUACAACCUUGCAACGGUCUCUGCCAUUGGUCUACGUAUCCACGAACGCCAGCACAAGCUGUUGUGUUCCUGGCAGCCUUGAUCCCAAUUUGGUUAAGGACAAAAUCGUGCAGCGCAUUACAAAUCCAAACACUCUGCCGGCUAUAAGUGUCAGUUUGACGACUGGAGAGAAAAUCAAAGCUUACAUCAAAAGCACCGGGAACAACGUAACGGCUGCCAUGAAUCUCAAAGGAUUGACAGUUGUGGGAAAGGAAACAACUGCUCCCAUUGUUGCUUCCUUUUCUUCGAGGGGGCCUAGUGAAUCGUAUCCGCAAAUUCUCAAGCCGGAUAUGAUUGCUCCGGGUUUGAACGUAUUGGCAGCUUACGCCGGAGAGUUGCCCUACAGCAUCCUUUCAGGAACUUCCAUGUCGUGCUCUCACGCCAGCGGCAUGGCAGCGCUGAUAAAAGACAUACACCCUACAUGGAACCCUGCCUCUAUCAAGUCUGCGCUCAUGACGUCAUCCUACUCGACUGACAAUUCAGAGCAGCCCAUCAAGGAUUCAAAUACAAUGAAAGAAGCCGAUCCCUUUCCGUUGGGCGCGGGUCACGUGGAUCCAAAUGCUGCGGUAGACCCGGGGCUUGUCUACGACAUGGUGCCUCAAGAUUACAUCACCUUUCUCUGCUCUCUCAACUACACAGAACAACAGAUUUCUCUUCUUACAAAGGAGUCAGUUUCCUGUCCCAACUUCAGUUUGGAAGCCGGCGAUCUCAACUAUCCAUCAUUUUCAGUUGUAAUGAAAUCAGGGAGCAAUUCGGUUCAGGUAAAGAGAAGAACAGUGACAUAUGUGGGUACAGGGGCUGAUGUAGUGUACCAAGUGAGUGUGAAGAACCCUUCUGGUGUCACUAUAAUCGUGGAACCACAAACGUUGAAGUUCGGAAAGCACUUGGAAACUGCAAGCUAUACUGUAAAAUUUGAAGGAACAGUCGGUUCUAGUGGUGAGACAGCUUCAUUUGGAUAG